UGUUUCAGACACUAUACUUAUGCAUGUGUAUUUGCCCUGUACAUUUAUGAACAUUUAUUCUAUAUAUAUGACCUUAUAAUUCCUAUAACACUAUGCUGAGACUGCAUUUGGAAUACCGUAUAUGUACAGCUCUGAUCAUCUCGCUUCACGGAAGGAUAUUGCAGAGCUGGAAAAGUUUAUUUUUACAUUUCUACCCCACCUUGAGCUGCCCUAAGGAGCUCAAGCUGGCACGCAUGGUCCCCCCCCCCCCUCUCAAUUUUAUCUUCACAACAACCCUGUGAGGUUUAUUAGGCUCAGACUGACUAUUCCAAUCUCACCCUGUAAGUGGCAGAGUGUGGAAUUUGAACCCUGGGCUCCCAAGUCCUAGUCAAACCAUUAAGCACUUUACUAUGCAGGCUCUUUUAUGUGUGUAUACAUAUAAGCACAUCAACACAUUCAGGUUGCCCAGUCACAAUUUAUCUUGCGCAACCAACUUGCUCCACUAUCAGACUUCAUUGCAAUAAGAAAAGCGUCAGGAAACAGGUCGGAUUAUCGACCAGAGAAGAGUGUCUGCAAGGUUAUUCAUUACUCAAACGGUUAAAUCCACUGAGUUUAGCUCCGGUUCCUAGAAAGGCCAGAGAGUGAAUAAAUGGAGGAGGCGGAGGAGGAAGAAAGAUGACGAUUGAAUAGGAAAGCCACUUCCUUACGAGACCUUUUCCCAUCGCGCCCCCUGGAGGUGGGUGGCGGGGUUGACUUGUUCUACGACCUUUGCAGAAAAGGGGGUUCGCGUUGGAGCCUUUUAACAGAUCUCCCCACUCCACCCCCAGCUGCAGUUAGCAGGGUUUGCAUUGCAAAAGGCUGCAAGGAGAUGUUAUGGAUGGGUGUGUGAGAAUAUGAUGGAAGAAGCUUCAGGAGCAAGUGGAUCUGGGAAAGAUUUGAGUGAAGCUGCUCCCAGAGGAUUGUUUGGAUGUGAAGAAAGUGAAAGAUCAUGAUUAUGGUGCCCUAAAGCCAUGUGCUGAUGUCAAAGGCAGCUUCCAACAGACCUGAAAUCAUAACCACCAAAUAAUGCAUACAGGAGAGGAUAAAUAUAAGUGUUCAGAAUGUGGGAAAACCUUCAGCCGGAGCACCAACCUUCUUGUACAUGAAAGAACCCACACUGGAGAGAAACCAUACGAGUGCUCCAACUGUGGGAGAAGCUUCACCCACAGUUCAAAUCUUAGGGCACAUGAAAAAAUCCACACAAGAGAAAAGCCGUAUGCAUGCACAGACUGUGGCCAGACCUUCUAUCACAGCUCGAGCCUUACAGCGCAUGAGAGAAUCCACACAGGGGAGAAUGUACACAGGUGCCCACACUGUGAGAAGGUCUUCACUCGUGGCUCAGUUUUUAGGAAACACAUGAGAAUCCAUACAGGUGAGAAACCAUUCAAGUGCUCAGACUGUGGGAAAAGUUUCUCUCAGAGGUGCAAUCUUAUUAUCCAUGGGAAGACCCACACAGGAGAGAGACCCUUUAAGUGCUCUGAUUGCGGGAGAAACUUCAGUCGAAAAUGUGACCUCAUCGCACACGAGAGAAUCCACACAGAAGAGGACCCAUACAAGUGUCCGCACUGUGGGAAAAGCUUUUCUCAGAAGUCCAACCUUGUCAUACAUGAGAGGAUCCAUACAGAUGAGAAUCCAUAUCCGUGUCUGCACUGUGGGAAACGCUUCCGUCAGAAGGGGAACCUCAUGACACACGUGCGGAUCCACACAGGAGAGAAGCCGUACCAGUGUCUGGAUUGCGGGAGGAGAUUCAGUCAGAAGGGCAGCCUCACAUCACAUGAGAAAACCCAUUCAAGAGAGAAAAGGACAUCUUGCAUGCAGGAAGUGAGGACUUGAUAUUUUUCAGCCUCAGGUGGAAGUAUCUGAUUUAGUUUUUUGGCUUGGGAGAGCCCUGGUAGUUCAUCAAAACCUUACUAAGGGAUCUCUCAGUGCAAAGAUCAAUAGGGGCAAACAUGCUUCCCUGAAAGAUGGAUUGCCCACUAAUAUUGAUCGUCCUCAACACAUAGCUAUCGAUCUACCAGGCUUGACUUGUGUUCUUAUGCACCACAAACCCUGCCCCUAAAAAGAUGAAACCCUAGUUAUUGUGGCUGGAGAAAUACAGGACUGUGAAACCAGCUAGGAACAGUUAGAAGUAGUAACAUUACUCAGCAGCACUCAAGCUUUAAUACAUCUGUCAUUAAUUUUAAAAAGAAAAGGCAUUGGGGGGGAUUACUUAAAAUACUUUGUGUUUGCUGCUCUUGGGGGUUCUUAAAAUGAUAUGUUGUAUGUGUAUAUUUUAGCUCUGGUGUUGGAAUUUGCUCUGGAGAGGGCCUCAAAUGGUAGGAAAUGGUUUAAGAGAAGGGCAGGUCCAUAACCGCCUCUUCCUGGUAUUUCAUUUAACAGAGUCCUACCGCCUCAGUUUCAUAACGGAGUGGGUCAGCUGCUCCUUCUUCAUAGUUAUCCCGUAUUUGCACUUGGGAAUUGAUCACUUUCGCCUGCCUACAGCGGAGUUGUCAAGGAUUGUUUGGGAAAUUAACGCGAAACACUGAACACUAAAAAGAUAAUUCUACUACAAAUUAGAUUUGUAAUGAAACGCAGCAGUCUGUAGGGUGCUCAUGGCUAUCUUGCUGUCUUCUAGGAUACUUCUCUCUCUCUCUCUCUCUCUCUCACACACACACACACACACACACACACACACUCUUUUCCUGUCUCAUCAGAGAAUCAGCUUUUCAAGGCCACUAGAAAUGUGUGUUCCUCUUUGGCCUGUUUUCGGAAGGUUUUCUAAAGUUCCGGGGUUCCUCUAUGCCUGCUGAUACUUUGUGCAUGGAUGUUGCCAUUUUGGCUACCUUUGGGCCAGCACUUGAAGAACCCAGUAGCCAUGUGAUUGCCUCCUUUUUUCCCCCCUUUUAAAUAAAAGUGUUUUCUUUUUCUCCUUCCCACCUGUUUUUAUAUGUAAGUGCACAACACUGAACAUUUCACUGCCAACCCUCCAUGAUUCAGUUUACAAUUCACAACAACCCAUAAAAUAAAAGAAAGGGAAAGACAGAGCAAGAAAGGAGGAGACUCACUUGAAUGAAACCUCCACUGUACAAAAGCAGUCCCUGCAUACAGAAAUCUAGCAAGUCAGGGGAAAGAAU
This is a messenger RNA of Podarcis raffonei (Aeolian wall lizard), 3131 nucleotides long. Its product is annotated as gastrula zinc finger protein XlCGF49.1-like. The coding region runs from base 1045 to 1851 and encodes 268 amino acids. NCBI's taxonomy places the organism in Eukaryota, Metazoa, Chordata, Lepidosauria, Squamata, Lacertidae. The record is from RefSeq and is a predicted model, not a curated record. Gene Ontology annotation, molecular function: DNA-binding transcription factor activity, RNA polymerase II-specific; RNA polymerase II cis-regulatory region sequence-specific DNA binding. The transcript is spliced from 2 exons. Gene Ontology annotation, biological process: regulation of transcription by RNA polymerase II.